UCGUGCCGCCUUGCAGACGCCGCCGCCCCGGAAUCGCCCGCGCCUCUUAGCCAUGGUCAACCCCACCGUGUUCUUUGACAUCGCCGUGGACGGCGAGCCCUUGGGCCGCGUCUCCUUCGAGCUGUUUGCAGACAAAGUUCCCAAGACAGCAGAGAAUUUUCGUGCUCUCAGCACUGGGGAGAAAGGAUUUGGUUACAAAGGUUCCUGCUUUCACAGGAUUAUCCCAGGAUUUAUGUGCCAGGGUGGUGACUUCACACGCCAUAAUGGCACUGGAGGCAAGUCCAUCUACGGGGAGAAGUUUGACGACGAGAAUUUCAUCCUGAAGCACACAGGUCCUGGCAUCCUGUCCAUGGCGAACGCCGGACCCAACACGAACGGUUCCCAGUUUUUCAUCUGCACCGCCAAGACUGAGUGGUUGGAUGGCAAGCACGUGGUGUUUGGCAAGGUGAAGGAGGGCAUGAACAUUGUGCAAGCCAUGGAGCGCUUUGGGUCCCGGAAUGGCAAGACCAGCAAGAAAAUCACCAUUGCUGACUGUGGACAAAUCUAAUAAAUUUGACUCAUGUUUUAUCUUAA
Panthera uncia (snow leopard) is the source of this 573-nucleotide messenger RNA. It is a transcript of the gene PPIA, whose product is annotated as peptidylprolyl isomerase A. Gene Ontology annotation, biological process: protein peptidyl-prolyl isomerization; protein folding. The transcript has 5 exons. The record is from RefSeq and is a predicted model, not a curated record. Gene Ontology annotation, molecular function: peptidyl-prolyl cis-trans isomerase activity. Lineage: Eukaryota; Metazoa; Chordata; Mammalia; Carnivora; Felidae. The coding region runs from base 53 to 547 and encodes 164 amino acids.